Molecule: messenger RNA, 3843 nt
Organism: Ilyonectria robusta
Lineage: Eukaryota; Fungi; Ascomycota; Sordariomycetes; Hypocreales; Nectriaceae
Exons: 7
Coding region: 312-3722 (1136 amino acids)
Biological process (GO): regulation of transcription by RNA polymerase II
Cellular component (GO): Rpd3S complex
Source: RefSeq, a predicted model, not a curated record
UACGGUACAGCCUGUACCCGUCACUGUGCCGUGUUGUGCUGUGCAGCAGUGGUUCGCAGUUGCUUUUGUAGUGCUCUUGGGUGCUUGGGCGGGCUGGCCCCUUGUCCGACACGCCCGCCUCCCCCGACGCCUGUCUCGCAGCCCGCCUGCGACCUACCUACCCACACCCUUUUCUUCUCGUCAAGAAACCGCGUCCUCUCUUCCAAAAGACGCGAUCACGCAGCAGAAAUUCAUGCUGCAGCCCAAGAGUCAAGCCUGAAGAGGUGCGCUGCCCGUCCCGCGGCCCAGGGGCGACCAGCCAGCCCGGCACCAUGAUUUCCAACACUCGAGCUACGCGAUCUCGCUAUUCGAGCCCGGCCCAACCCCAGACCACCAGCUGGAAUGGACUCGCCGACGCGUCAAAGGUUUCUUCGAAUCAGGCAUCACGGGCCUUUAUGCAGAGGUGGUUGGAGCCCUCCGUGCAGACCAAGGCGAGCUUCGAGGACGACGGCCUGGUUCGAUAUGGCGUCCUGGAGAACAUGGCGCCGCUGGGAUCGCUGCCCAAGGCUAAAAAGGCAGGCUCUGAGACGGGCCCCGCCGUGCGAAAGAUCAUUCUGCGGCCGUCCGGUGGAAAUGCUGCAAAUUCUGCCUCAGAGCCCGCCCCGAAGGCUCCGGCAGUUGCGUCCUCCCCUCCACCUCUAGCAGGACCCCCUACACCGCCACGACGGAGGUCUAUCGCCGUAAAGGUUACAGCGGUGGAAGCAGCAGUAGCGGACGACGACGACGACGAGGACUACGAGCCCAAGGAGGCACCGAAACGUCGUCAGUCUGGUCGUGUAUCCCUGGGUAAGCGAACCCGUCAGUCGUCAGGCGGCAGGAGGAGCUCCACGACUGCUGUAACCAAGCCGACCACACCAAAGGCGGCGAGAGAGGCAAAGGAGGCGAAAGCAGUGAAAGCAGUGAAAGCAGCCAAAGAAGCAAGAGAAGCCAAAGAGGCCAAGGAGGCCGAAGAGGCCAGGGAGGCCAAGCAAGCAAAGGAGGCCAAGGAGCUUGCUCCACCGGAUCCUGAGGUCAAAGAAUUCACAGACAAAGUCAUUGAAUCCGCCGUCGAUGAGGCUCUCAAACACUACCGCUAUCCUACUGCCUGGGCACUGAGGAACUUGUACGAUGAAAACUCGCACAGCGCCCACUUUGUGGGCAUGAUCGAGGAAGUCUUCAACCAGACAGCAGACGCGGCCACGCUCCGAAAGUUCUCGAAGCAGAUUGAGCAGAAGAAGCGUGAGGGCAAGAAGGAUAAUAUUGGCUGCUACUACUUCAUCCCGCCGUCGACCAACAGCCGUUUUACUCCUCACAAGCCCAAGGCCGCACCCUACGGCAAGCUUCUACAGCAUUCUGAGGAACCGCAGUCGGAGGGCCGAGCAGCCAAGAGGACAAAAACGUCUCACUCUGCCCAUACCCACAGCCACGCCACCCGCGACACACCCCGAAAAAUGGCGUCGGGGGCCAGCAGCAGCAGCGGCCACGGCCACGGCCACGGCCCCAACGGCGAGCUCAGAACGCCCUCACGCAAACGAGCUCGACGCGACUCUGCAUCUAGCGACUCAUCGCUCUCGUCGGCCAUGAGCCUGUCAUCGCCUGAAGCCAGCAUCGCCAGCGGCAGCCCAGCCCGUCGAGGGGCCACCACUCGCCCUGGACCCGACUCCAGCGAUGCGCCAAAAUCUCAGCCAAUCACCACCCGCCGCAAAUCACUCGGCUCCAAGUCCAAGAAAGCCAGGUCCAGCCCGUCCGCAUCAACCUCACCCACACUACCCAUCUCAUCCAACACCCCCACGGCCCAUGCCAGUGCCAACAUGCCGGGCAGGCUUUCCGCUGCUCAGCUCUUCCCCAACCUCCCCAGCAAGUCAUCAAAGGGAGUCAAGAACACUGGCAAGGCCCCUGUGCCCAUGUCGACCGACGACUUCAGCGACGGGGAAGACCCGGAUGUCUUCUGGGACAGGCGACGAGAUGCGCGACAGUUCGCCAACAGCGUCACCGUCCGCGAGAGCUCGGUGCGCGGCGCCGACGAGGAACUGGUCGCCACGCCCGUUAGGAAGACCAGGAAAACGCGUCAGUCCAUGGCGAUCCCAGCCACCACCAGGGCCACACGAUCAGCCAGCAAGCGGCCUCACGACGAGGUCGACAUCGCAACCUCGCCCGUGGCCUGGUCCUUUCAGGGCGACGGACCACCCGAAGCUAGCUCGACUGUUGGGUCGCGAGCUGUGACUCCUACGCUACGCAUGCCUAAGAAGCAGAGAUCUGGACUUCGUGUCAAGUCAUCGCCUGUGAAGAAGAAGGGAGGAACUGCCGCAGGGCUUCCUCGAUCCCUGGGCGAAGCGUCAGCAGCCAACGGCGCGUCUAAAGAACAGGCAUCUGACAAUGACGAGGAUUGCUCCGCUUGCGGCGCCGCUGGCGAUGUCGUCUGCUGCGACGGCUGCCCUCGGUCAUUCCACUUCGAGUGCGUGGGCAUGGUGCAGUCUGAGAACCUGCCCGACGAGUGGUUCUGCAACGAGUGUCUGUUCAAACGAUACCCGUCGCGAGUCCCUGUGCACAAGGGCGUCUUUGCGAAUGCGUUGAACAACCUCGAGAAGAGCAUCCCUCGCGCGUUCAGCCUCCCGAAACGACUUCAGACCCGUUUCGAAGGCGUCAAGGCCGGAAGUGAUGGCGAUUAUGAGGAGGCCACGGCCGCCAAGACCGUCAAGAAGAAGAAUGGAUACGAAGAGAUUACCGACUUCUUCAAGCAGCGCGAAGACGGCCAAGCAGUGCUCUGCCACGGUUGCCAGAAAUCGGCAACCGACGUCCGCGCCAUCGUCUCGUGCAGCGUCUGUCCAUUGCACUGGCACCUGGAUUGCCUGGACCCCCCUCUGGCUGUUCCUCCCGUUCCUAAGACCUGGCGCUGUCCUACGCAUGUCGACGAUGUCUUGACAGAAGCUCCUCACCUGGGGCCAGCCCAUCGAUUUCGCAAGAUCAAAGGAGGCCAAACGAUUACCCCGGCCUUCUCUCGAGGUCUCAAGAACAAUGGCCACAUCGAAGUGGACUGGAGUGAUGAGCCUGAACCAUCCGACGACUCUGGCUGGCCAGACCCGGACUCGUUUGGCUAUACCCACAAGCUUCAGUCCAAAGGCAUUAUCCUCGAUUUCAUUGAGCAGGUACACCGCGAUGGUGCUGGCUAUGGACACCGUCAGGAUGAACCUCGAUGGGCGUCUUAUUUGCCCGCCAAGCCCGCCAAGCCUGUCAAUGCUGCUCACCAUCCGACCAGGGGCUCUGACCUGCAGAGAACCGUCGACGAGAUGCAGGUGUCACUUGCGUUGACUAGCCUGAAGGUGAAGAGAUCGGAGAAUGUUGACCACCUGAUCUCGGCGCUUCUUACUGCUGCAGACCCCAGUGUCUUGGCCCUGAUGGCAAAGAAUAAUGUGGACAAUAUUGCGCAGGGACAGCUCACCAAUGACGACAAGGUUGGCCUCAGAGCUCUCCUUGCUCAGAUGGAUGCCAUGAGUGCUCGUAUCCGCGAGGCCCUCGGCGAAGCACCACCCACAAACGUCACCGCCACGAGGCUUGGCCAGGAUACUGCAGUCCUUGACGUCCCAUCCCCCCAAGACUCGGCCAUCGCCGAACCUGAUGAAAAGGAGACUGGAGCUCUCCCGGUCACCGAACCAACACCACCCUCUACUAUCGACCAUGCUGAAGGUUCCAUGGACCUCGACUAGUAUUUCCCUUGUUUUCCUUUGAGAAUGACGACUUUCUCGACAAAAUUGGCACUCUUGUUUGAUUACGGCGUACCCCCUUGCCCCUAUAGAAUUGUAUGAGUUGUUGGCACACAAAUGCACC